Conger conger (European conger) is the source of this 2213-nucleotide messenger RNA. RefSeq names its product immediate early response 5 (gene ier5). The coding region runs from base 485 to 1462 and encodes 325 amino acids. The record is from RefSeq and is a predicted model, not a curated record. NCBI's taxonomy places the organism in Eukaryota, Metazoa, Chordata, Actinopteri, Anguilliformes, Congridae. The transcript has a single exon.
AGAUUGGUGCAGGAAGGUCGAGGGAAUAGAGGGUAGUAUACAUUUCGAUCUUCAUUCAAAAAUACGAGUUCGUCGACUAGUGUUUAUUUAUAAACGCGAACGAGGAAGUCAUCUCGGCAGCAAGACGUUCGCGUCGAAAGCAAACAAGUCAACCACUAGUGGCUAUAAAUUACUAGCUAAAGCUCUGGAUUGAAGACCAAACUUUUAGCUGGAUCGAGUCUUUGAUAUUAAACGGUAAACAACGAACAUUUGAGGAAAUACUAAUUAGUGUUUUGAAAAUCUGAUUAAACGUGAUUUGCCGAGAACAUUACAUAUCCAAGUGAAUCCACCAGACUCACUGAACCGCAGUGGAGGCAGUUCAAUUUUUAACGGACUUAAAGACGACGUACAAGCGUGGUGGUUUGCUGGAAGUUGAUUAAUUAGCUAGAAUUGAAGAAAAACAAAACGCUAUCGGACGUUAGCCAUUCAGGGGCUACUUUCGAACAUGGAGUAUAAAGUGGAGGCACAUCGAAUCAUGAGCAUAUCCUUGGGGAAAAUCUAUAAUUCUAGAGUACAACGGGGCGGAAUCAAACUUCACAAAAAUCUUCUCGUCUCCCUGGUCCUUCGGAGCGCUCGGCAAGUGUAUCUGAGCGACUACUAUGGUGGUGUGUGUCUGAACGCCCAGCAAAUGGAAGGAAGGGAAUGGGGAGAACGAGAAAUAAUGGACUCUGAGCAGGACAAAUUGGUCCCGGAGGCUACGGACAACUCAUCCCCAGACAACCGCCAAGACGGAUUUGCGUUGCCCACAGAAGAGGUGGCAGCAGAAAUGGCAGACACCGCCGCACAGCCACAAGUUGAAGUAACUUCUCCGGCCGGUGAGCAGUCGAGCCCUGCAGAAAUUACUUCCAAGUCGGAUUGUAGCUAUCAAACAACCCAGGAAGUGGACACAGACAGUGUCUCGGCUUCUGUAGACUCCAGGACCGGCGAAGUAUCGGUCAGUUGUCCAGUUCCAGCGCAAUGUGUUAACACGGGACUGUCCCCAAAUACAAAGACGACGGUCGAAGAAAGUCCGGGCGAAUGUGAGAGGCUAAGCGCAAGUGGCCGUACGGUAGCUGCUGAAGAAUGCGAUUCCCAGGAACCAAAAUCGCACCUCCCAACAGCACCGGUGUCGUGUUGUACCAGGAAAAGAAGUGCCGAGAAGUCUCCACGCACAACUUCCCCAAUUAAAAAAACCAAACUGACUGCUUCCACCACCCCCGUUUCACCAGCCAGUAGUGAAGACGAGGGCGCAGAGGAAAUGGACACAAGUAAUGUGUCAAGUCUCAUCACAAUAUUCGGUUCCAGCUUCUCUGGCCUGUUGAGUAAGGACGGUGCUCAGGCAGAGCCUGAGUCUGAAGACAGUGACUCAGGGGCCGGGCAAAUUUGUUGUGAACAAAUGCUCAAGAACCUUAACCCCUGGAGUACCGCUAUUGUAGCAUUUUAACAUUGUUUUAGACUAGGCUAACUUGAGAUUGUAAAAGUGGAUGGUUGGUUUACGAUUUCAAGGCGUACUGAGGCUCCGAUACUCUACUCCCAUCUACCUACAUUGCUAGCUAUUGGUUACAUUCUUUGUGGGGCUCCUAAAUGCGUCAACCACGUGUGGGUUGGGGGAAGGGGGUAUGGGGUUUUCCCUUUACACCACCACACACCAUCCUUAGUUUUAGCGCGAGCGUUGCCACAUUGUCUAUACGGGCAUGUUUUGAUCAAGGAUUGUGGGAAUGUUGGCACUACAGUAAUAUCAAUUUCAAGGGAAGGAGGGGGAUACGCGCAAUACAAAUGCAUAACAUUCAUGGAAAUAACGUUUGUAAAGCGUUAAUGUUAAUGCUAAACCGACAUGUGUUUAUUGCACACUUCACGGAAAGAAGAUGAGUUGACGCACAGUUUGCAAAAUAUAAAAGGUUAUGAUAAUGUAAUUUGUGUGUGUUUAAUCAGGUGUUAAUUGGAAUGCCGUUUGAAAUAUUUGAUCAUCGCAAAAUCUAUGUUACAGGACUCGGUGCUAAAGCUAUCAAGUCAUGCAUAUGACUUGGGUCACUGAUCUAUUUCCACUGUCUUUGUUUUAUAAAGACCUGUAUAUUUGUAAUGAGAUGAUUGUACAGAUCUGUCUAUGUCUUCUAAAUCUCUGUAUUUUGGUAUUUGUUAUCAAUUGACAUUUUAUUUGUGUGGGAGACACACGUAUUAAAUGCCUUUGAAAAACA